Messenger RNA from Caenorhabditis remanei, 903 nucleotides. RefSeq lists its product as uncharacterized. Gene Ontology annotation, cellular component: mitochondrion. The transcript has 4 exons. The record is from RefSeq and is a predicted model, not a curated record. Bases 1 to 903 code for a protein of 300 amino acids. Gene Ontology annotation, biological process: transsulfuration. Gene Ontology annotation, molecular function: thiosulfate-cyanide sulfurtransferase activity. Lineage: Eukaryota; Metazoa; Nematoda; Chromadorea; Rhabditida; Rhabditidae.
AUGGCUGUCGAAAUGAUCGUCGAACCCAAGUGGGUGGUGCAAAACUUCGGAAAUGUCCGCAUCCUCGAUUGCUCCUGGACGUUCAAGCCAAAAGCCGACAUUGCUGAGUACAAAUCCAAGUACUACAACAAGUUCGGAGUUGGAAUGAACGAGUUGAAGAAUCCAGAAUACCUGGCCGAGCACAUCAACGGAGCCGCCCAUUUCAACUUCGACAUUGCCUACUAUCCAACAGAAGAUGAGCGUUUCGGUCUUUACACACCGGAAGAAUUCUCCGCUUACAUCAAACGUUUGGGAGUUUUCAAUGGAGAUCAUCUCAUUCUUUACGGACGUGGAAAAGACGGUGGUAUGGCUGCUGCUUCUCGUGCCUACUGGACCUUUAGAUACUACGGAUACACCCAAGUGUCUGUUCUCAAUGGUGGACUUGAAGCUUUCAAGCUUGCACAAGGAGUCGUUCAAUCUGGAGAAAGCAUGAUCUCCAGUGGAAACUUCGAAUCCAAAUCAGUUGAUAACAGCAUCCUCGCUAAGAUGGGAGAUGUUCCAUUCGAUAACUUGGCCAGUAUCAAGUAUUUGGAUGCCCGUAGCAAGGAAGAAUUCAUCGGAAAAGUUCCAAUCGGAUACCCAGACUCAAAGGCUGAGGGUGUUCGUUGCAAGGAUGCAAUUCAUUUCCCAAUCGGAGAGGUCUGUGGAGCCAAGGGAUUCAAGAAGAAGACCGACUGUGAUCAAGCAUUCGCCGCCAAGGGAAUCAAAGUCGGAGACACUGUCGUAAUUGGAUGUGGAAUCGGAGUUUCUGCUUCUGCCGUCUGGCUCGCAGCUGCCCGUUCCGGAAUCGUCGCCAAAUUGUUCAACGGAGGAGUUCACGAGUUGGCUCACAAGGCACCACAACAUCUCAACACCAAAGGAUGA